AUGAUAGCGAUCGCGGAAGUCCGGGUCGCGAGAAAAGCGGCGUUCCAUCACGCUCAACAAUCGGGCGGCCGCACGGCGCGUUGCGGAAAGAUCCGGGGCACCUGGCCGGAGAGGAAGGCGCACCUGGUAGCGGCCAGUAGCGUCCCGAGAAUGCGUGCGGGCGAAGUGCGCCUCGCACUCCUGAUCAUCAGGCGAAAGUGUUCUGCUAAUACCAGUAGUUCAAGUUCGAAUAUCUUUAACGAUACCUUUAGUGAGAUAUUUUCCACUGAAUCUGAUUCAGCAUCCUCAAGCGAAUAUCCUGCAGAUGAUAUACUGUUUCCAUUAUAUCAACUUCUCAUGCAUGGAAAAAGACGUACCAAAGUUCAAGGUUUCCUUGACACUGUUCACUCAUAUAGUGAUUCUGUAUUCAAGGAGCACUUUAGAUUACAGCGACGUACAGCAUAUCUUAAUAUAGACAUGCUACAACAAAGUGAUUUUAUUCCAUCUCACUCAUGUGGUAUGCCUAAAAUCUCUGCUGAAUGGAGUUUUCUUAUAUUUCUUUGGUAUCUCGCAAAUACUGAACCAUUACGAACCUUAGGAGAUAGAUUCGAUGUAUCUAUUUCCUCAAUUUUUCGUGUGAUACGUCGUGUUGUGGAAUGGCUAUUAUCAAGAAUGGAUGAAGAGAUAAAAUGGCCAGAGGGAAAUGAUGCCAUUCUUAUAACAUCCCAAAAAUUUGAGGCAAAUCGAGGAAUAAAGAAAUGUAUCGGAGCAAUAGAUUGCACGCAUAUUACUAUUCGACAGUCUGUUGAUUACCCUAGAGACUAUUGCAAUCGAAAAAGAUAUUUUUCUAUCGUGUUACAAGCUGUGGUAGACGCAGAUAUGAAGUUCACAAAUAUUUAUUGUGGAGAACCGGGUUCGCUGCACGAUGCACGUGUUUUAAGAAGAUCGUUACUCUAUGCUACUGCAGAAGAUGAUAUGGAAAGCAUUUUUCCUAAUGAAACGUGUAUAAUAGGCGAUUCAGCCUACCCAUUGCUACCAUGGCUUGUACCACCAUUUAAAGAUAACGGGCACUUGACAGUACAACAGUCUGAAUUCAAUUUUUCGCACAAUUCAACACGGAUACCAGUAGAAAGAGCAUUUGGUUAUUUAAAAGGGCGUUUCCGUCGUUUAAAAUUUUUAGAAUUACUCGAUAUUCAAUUUAUUCCAAAAUUAAUAACAGCCGCUUGUAUCAUGCAUAACAUUGCUAUCAAAGAAAAUGAUGAAAAUGACGAAUUCUUUGUUGAUGACAUUGAUUUAAAUAAUGCCGCGGAUUAUGAAAUUAACAAUUUACAAGGUAAUAGAAAUAGGAAUCAAAUAGAUCGAAGAAUGCAGAUGUUCCGUGAGCUGUUUAAUCCAGAAUAG
Wasmannia auropunctata (little fire ant) is the source of this 1380-nucleotide messenger RNA. Its product is annotated as putative nuclease HARBI1. The record is from RefSeq and is a predicted model, not a curated record. Lineage: Eukaryota; Metazoa; Arthropoda; Insecta; Hymenoptera; Formicidae. The coding region runs from base 1 to 1380 and encodes 459 amino acids. The transcript is spliced from 3 exons.